AUGCACCUGAGAGGAAACGGGCUUUUGGAAACCAUCGAUAGUUCAAAAAUGGUGUCGGAUGAGAAAAAGGCUAAAGCCAUGAUAUUUUUACGACACCACAUCCAUGAUGGUUUAAAGGAUGAAUAUAUUACGAAAGAGGAUCCUUGUGACCUCUGGAAAUCUUUAAAAGAGAGGUUCGAUCACCAGAAAUAUGUGAUCUUACCGAAAGCUAAACACGAGUGGAUCCAUCUCCGGUUCCAGGAUUACAAAAGUGUUAGUGAGUUUAAUUCCGCGAUGUUCGGAAUUACUUCGAGGAUGAUGUUAUGUGGAGAGAAAAUAAGUGAUUAUGAUAUGAUCGAGAAAACUCUCUCCACGUUCCAUCCUGAAAAUGUAAUCCUGCAACAACAAUACCGAAAUAAUCAACUCGUGACUUUAAACCAUCAAGCUCGUCCCACUGGAUCUGCUCCAUUCCCUGAAGCGAAUGUUGCAUCAUCCAGUUAUGAUAAUAGGAGAGGACGAGGUCGUGGACGUGGUGGAAACCGUUAUCAUGGUCGUGGAAGAGGACGAGGAAGAAGAUUCCGUCCCUAUGAUGAAAGAAAUAAUAAAGACUUCCACGAAAAUGAAAGGAAUGAAAAGGGCCAGGAUGAUAAAAGGCAAACGGGAACGGUUUGCUACAGAUGCGGCAUGAAAGGUCAUUGGGUACGUACCUGUCGUACACCAAAACAUUUAGCCGAUCUGUAUAGAGAAUCCCAAAAGGGAAAAGAGAAAGGAAGAGGUGAAACUAACUUCAUCUCUGAUGAACCUGGGCCAUCCUUUCAUGGUUUAAACGAUGAUACUCAUCUCGACGUAUCAGACUUUCUGGUUGAACCAGAGAGUAUCGAUGAGUAA
Molecule: messenger RNA, 867 nt
Organism: Brassica rapa (field mustard)
Lineage: Eukaryota; Viridiplantae; Streptophyta; Magnoliopsida; Brassicales; Brassicaceae
Molecular function (GO): nucleic acid binding; zinc ion binding
Source: RefSeq, a predicted model, not a curated record